Neolamprologus brichardi is the source of this 3048-nucleotide messenger RNA. RefSeq names its product SR-related and CTD-associated factor 4-like. NCBI's taxonomy places the organism in Eukaryota, Metazoa, Chordata, Actinopteri, Cichliformes, Cichlidae. Gene Ontology annotation, molecular function: RNA polymerase II C-terminal domain phosphoserine binding; RNA binding. The record is from RefSeq and is a predicted model, not a curated record. Gene Ontology annotation, biological process: negative regulation of termination of RNA polymerase II transcription, poly(A)-coupled. Gene Ontology annotation, cellular component: nucleus.
GACAUCACAGGCGCUGUCUACAGGGUGGAACCGUUAAGCUAGCAGCAGUUUCUAGCUUAGCUGAGCUUUGGUUAGUCCACGUCGAAAGGAAAAUAAAGCUUCCCGAUGCGCGUGGUUGUUAUGCUGUAGAUAGGUGAAGCUGCGCGUGGUUAUGGUCAAGGUAAAGUAAUCAAAUACAAAGACUAGUCAGUCGGCUUUCAACAUUAACCAGUCGUUAUGGAUGCAGUGAACGCCUUCAACAUGGAGUUGUUCUCCAUGAUUGACAUGAAGCCGCCAAUAUCCCGUGCUAAAAUGAUGUCUGUAACAAAAUCAGCCAUCAAGGCUAUCAAGCUUUACAAACACGUUGUCCAGAUUGUUGAAAAGUUCAUUAAGAAGUGCAAGCCCGAGUUAAAAGUUCCUGGUUUAUAUGUGGUUGAUUCCAUUGUUCGCCAAUCACGCCAUCAGUUUGGUGUUGACAAGGAUGUAUUUGGUCCAAGAUUCUUGAAAAACUUCACAGAGACCUUUCAAAACCUUUAUCGCUGCCCAGAGGAUGACAAGACUAAAAUUGUCCGUGUCCUUAACCUGUGGCAGAAGAAUGGUGUGUUUGACAUGGACAUCCUUCAGCCUCUAAUGGAUAUGGCAAAUGGUGUUAUUACACCUCGCCCUGCAGUGGAAGUUCCUACUGAGCCCCAACCAGAGACACGGCCUCCUGUCAGUAAUGUUCCAGUCAUGCCUACAGUCCCCCAGCUACCCAGUCCUGAUGCCUUAGCUGCUGUGGCACAGCUGUUUCAGUCUCCACAUGGUCAGGAGCUGCAGAGGAUGCUCCAGAACAUCCAGCAGGCAGAUAAGACCCUAGCAGCCACCACUGAAAACAACAUACCAAAACGGCCUCAGAUCCCACAUGCCCAGCUCAACGCAUACAGUGCACACACUGAAAAGAAAAGCUCAUUAGCUGAGAAACUUCUUGACCGAUUUGACUAUGAUGAUGAACCUGAAGACACAAUGGCUACUGAAGGCAACAUUCACUCACAACCUGAAAAUGUGAUGAACCAGUUUCUUGGUCUGGGGCCCAACACAGAUAUUAAUCAGCGUAUGAUGAGUCAGACUGAGGAUAUAAAGCACAGUGGUGGAAUGAGUCAAACUGAGCAUCAUAUGAUUCCAGAUGGAUAUCAGUCCACAAAUGAGGUUUACUCUCGAUCCCGGGGAAGUUCAAGAGAAGAUUUAUCUAUGAGGCGGGAAGGCAGGCACAGAGGCCAUGGGAGAAGAUCCAGAUCUGGUUCCAGAUCUCCAAGGAGAAGAAGAUCAAGAUCUUCAUCUCGCUCAAGAAGGUCAAGGCGUUCUCUCUCCCGAGAACAGCGCUGGAGAUCUCAUUCUCAGGAUAGGAGUGAAAGAGAGAAGGACAGAGAGCGCAGACAAAAAGGUCUUUCCAGCAUAAAGAGUCAGACGCUCAGUGUUUGCAGUACUACACUUUGGGUUGGACAGUUAGACAAGAAAACCCAGCAGUCUGAUGUAAUGUCUCUUUUGGAAGAGUUUGGGCAGAUUGAGUCCAUCAAUAUGAUUCCUCCAAGGGGUUGUGCCUAUAUUGUUAUGGUUCACAGGCAAGAUGCCUACACAGCCUUGAACAAACUCAGUAGGGGGUCAUACAAAGUCAAUCAGAAACCAGUUAAGAUUGCUUGGGCCUUGAAUAAAGGUAUAAAACCUGCUCACAAAAAGUUCUGGGAUGUGGAGCGGGGAGUUACCUACAUCCCCUGGAAUAAAGUCAAAGUUGAGGAGUUGCAGAGCUAUUGCGAAGGUGGUAUGCUGGAUGUAGAAACACUAAAUCCAGAGUGGAAUAUUACCAAAGACAUCAACAAUCAGGCAGCUGUUAAUGGAAUGUUGGAAAGUGUACCAGAUGGAAUCGUCUCUGCUCAUGUUCAGUUACCACCAGUUCAACAGACAGAACUCAUCGGAAGUUCGCCUGUCUUCCCAAGCCCUAUUAUGCUAUCUCCUACAUCCAUGCCUCCAGCAGGAGUUCCUUUCAUCCCCACAGAGUUUGAUCCAAUAAAGUUGGCAGCCGGAAGUAUAAAAUCUCCAGAGAUAUCCACAGAAGAUCCUAAAGGAAACAAAGGUGCUUCUCUUGAUGUCAUGACUGCCAACCAGCUGGGGCAUCCCACAUCACCAGUAAUGACCCUGCCGAACCCUGCUAUCAUGCAGGGACACAGCCCGGGUAUGCCACCUCUGCAACCGCCUCCCUGCAUGACAAAUCCUCAUAUGCCUCCUUUCCUCUCACCUCCAAGCAUGCCACAAAUGCCCCCGCAGAUGAUUCCAGGAGGACCCAUGUUUCCAUCAGACAGGUUCAGAAUGCCCAUGCCGUUCCCUCCUCGCGGUCCCCCUUUCCAUCGACAUCCUUCCAUGGGACCCGAGAGCAUAAAUGACAGGGAAGGAAGGCAGUUCCGAAAUGGGAGGCCUGGAUUUGGGUGUCCACCUUUUCACAGAGGGAGGUGGUAAAUGCAAGAGGACUAAUGAACCUACGGAAAGGAGCGGGGUUUAUGUGGAACCACUGUGACAAAGACUGCUGUUAUCUGUGAGUGGUGCAUUAAAAAAAACUGUUUCAAAUCGUCACUGCACCAGAUCCCUUUCCUAGCGUCCAAAAUGAAAAGGAAUACACUAUUUUGUGAUGUGAUACCAACUUCUUUAAGUUCAUCAACCAAGAGAUUUGUUGCUGUAAAUAAUGUAAUUGCUUGUAGCUGGGGUUUUUUUUUUUUUGUAUACCUAAAAGUUGUGGAGUUUAUGGUUGAGUCUUUAAUUGGUAGGUGCAGGUACAAACAAAGGCAAUGUCUGUAUUUUUGAGCAUAUUCCUUUAUCAGAGUUUUGUGUAUGGAAGAAAACUAUAUAACAUUUUUGGUAUUUUGUUUUUAGUAGACUGCCUUUGUACUACGUUGAUAUUUAAGUCUUCACAUGGAGAAAAAAAAGGUUGUCAUGUGAAGAAUAUUUCAUUCCUGCCAGUAGAGGGUAGAGUACACCCUGUUUCCUAAGGUCACACCUUGUAGGAUCAUGUGGAGUGAAUAUUAAAGAGUUACUGCCAUUUGA